AUGUCGGAGGGAACGUACGAGGAGGUAGAGAUAGGACAAGAGGACACGUCGGAGGGAACGUGCGAGGAGGUAGAGAUAGGGACAAGAGGACAUGUCGGAGGGAACGACAAGAUGAAUGACCUCCCGGAGUGCAUGCGUAGACGUCCCAGGCGACACUCACUGCAUCAGGGUGAGGCUAGGGAAGUGUCAGCUGAUGGUGACUACGUAAUUCUUAAGGAAUCAAGACAGCUAAGGGCGCAGCUGAAACCUCUUGACGAUAUCGAAGACGACGAGGACGAGGAAGAGAAUGCAGUUGUGACUUCGUCAGAUCUCGUUCAAGCCUGGCCACAAGAUGAUGUCCAAGCAAGUAUGUUUCGGAAUAUUGAGAAUGGAAAUAUUCCUGAGAUUGAAGAAUUAAUUAACAUAGAUCUUGAUUUGAUGCAAUGCACCACGUCCGUGGGUGAUCUAAAGGACAUGAACGUACUGCAUUUUGCAUUGCAUCAUAAAAGAUUCGACGUCGGCGAAAUGCUUAUAAACAAAGCAGGGACGUUUCUUGCUAGUCAAGCGUUUUCUCUUCCUGGGUCUUCCUGCAUGGCUCUUCAUCAAAUCACAGAGAACAAUAAUGUUAAUCUCGCUAAACUAAUACUCAAAAACAAAUCAGAAGAAGAACAACAACGGCUUAUAAAAGAAGAAGUAGUUAAAGAUAUCAAACAUCAACGGGCAAGAUCAUUUUCAUGUUAUCACCUCGCUGCCUUCAAUGGUUACACAGAGCUUGUUCGUCUGUACCUGGAUGUAGGGAUAGAUGUGAACCUGUUAAAUAGUAAGAAGGAUUCAGCGUUACUUUGGGCAGCUAGGUGGGGGCAUAACGCCACGGUAUCGCUUCUCCUUGAUUGCAAUGCAGACGCAAACAUCGAGAACGACAAAAAGUCGACAGCUCUCCAUUGGGCAGUGCGUUACCAACAAUCCAAGACAGUCAGACUAUUACUGAAGAACGGGAAAGUUAAUCCAAAUCACAUCCGCUCUAUGGGUUUGGUCGCACCUCUGAUUCUUUCGUCGGCCAUUGGAAACAACAAAAUAGCUAAACUACUAUUGACACAUGGUGCUGAUGUUAAUAUUGUGAUACGAGGAGGAGAACGUGCAAUACACCAUGCAGCCAAAGAGGGGCACAUCAAGGUCGUGAAGACGCUUCUCAGAUACGGGGCCGACAUUAACAUGGAAGACGAGAAGGGAGACAUGGCCAUACAUUUCGCGUCCCAGAGAGGCCACGCUGAUAUCGUCAACUUACUUUUGAUGAAAGGCGCCGAUAUGUUUCACAAUAACGAUAUUGGAGAGGACUGCUGGGAAAUUGCUUUACAACAGGAAUCAAAUGAUGUGCUUCAAGUGUUAGCCAAAUACUACAAAGUGGCUAAAAGUACGAUGAGAUUCUCCGGUAUCCCUCCGAUCUGCGUUGCUGCACGAUUAGGCCGACCCCAAAAAAUCAAAGCGCUUCUACAAAUGAAUCUAGAUCCCCAAGAGGUGGAUUUUGACGGAAACACAUGUCUCCACUAUGCCGCCAUGUACAACAGGGAUGAGGUUAUACGCGAAUUUGGCAAUACAUUUGAUAUAAAUAAACAAAAUAAAAAGCAGGAAACGGAUCUUCAUAUAGCAUGUACAAAGGGAAAUCAAGAAGCUGCGUUUGCUUUAAUGGAUAUGAAAGCAAAGACUAACGUCAGAAAUGCGUCCGGAGAAACAGCAUUGCACGUAAUCGGUUAUUCCAGCAACUCCACCCCCGAGCUUGCACGAGCUGUUCUGUCACACACUAUUAAAAUCCAUGACUGGGUAAGUGUUAAUUGCACUGACGACGCCGGCAACAACGCGCUACAUUUGGCAGGGAAAUAUGCAAAUCCGGAUGUCUUAUGGGAAUUCCGAUUCGUACGAUUCAAAGACACAGAUGUUGAUGGAAACACACCCUUUCACGAGGCCGUGAGACUCAAUUGUGAGGAGGUUUUACACACUGCCUUAGAUAUAUACGAGAACAUGCAGAGAGACGCCGACAUCAACCACCCUAACAAUAAGGGCGAGACCGUUCUCCACCUUGCAGCAUCUGCGGGGUUCUCAGAUUGUGUAACACGGCUCAUAUUUUACGGAGCUGACCUCGGUCGUAAGGAUAAUUGGGGAGAUACUGUGCUGCAUCGGCUAGUUAAAGCAAUUGUGGAUGACAAUAGCAAUACAGCGCUUAACAUGAAUGUUGUCGAGACCAUUUUGCAAGAAGCUGUACGAUGGUCGUGCAAUAUAAGCAACGAAAGAUUUCCAAAUCAAAACAAACGCUAUUUUCAGCUACUUCAACGACAAGCUGUCCUAUCCCUUAUAAACGACUUUAAGAACGACAAAUUGCUUUCCGUUCUCGGUUACGCUUCCAAGAAAGGCUGUGACGUAUUUCUGAAACGAAUUAUGACUAUGCCGGAAGUGAUGUAUUUUGAGAGACAUGGAAACGUGUACUACGACAUUACACAUUUGACUCCUAUGACCAAUGGGUCUAACAAAAGAUGUUGCGGUGAAGCAAGAGUUCAACAUUCUGUUUCUCUUAUUGAACUGCUUGUCACAACCGAUGCGACAAACCACGCGUCAUGCGUGUUAAAUAUAACACCUUUUCGAAAAAUCGAAAUGAUGUACACAUCGACCAUAGCAUGGGCUUAUGCCUUUCUUAUGUUCCUUCAUGUUGCCUACAUGAGCGCGUUCACAUUCCUAGGUAUUGAGAUGUCGACAAAAUUUCGAGAAUUGCGGAAUGGUACACUUAUCGAAAACACUGAUCCUAUUUUGAUAGCAACUUUUGUCGUAGUUCCAUUAGAACCGCUGAUUUUUCUGCUGAAUGGCGUCAUUGUAUUGACGGUUAUGUUAUACAGACGGAACAUUUCGACGUCGGAAUCCUUCAUCAUAUUAGCAGUGAACCUAACAUUUGCUAUUUUGACCCUUGCUUGGCUUGUUCUCGUGGGCAUGCGUGACAGAAACCAUGACUACGUUCUCUCAGUAAGUUUAUGUAUAGGAUGGCUCUAUUCAAUCACAUUCACUCGCGGAUUCAAACAGAUCCAUUACUUCUGGAAAAUGCUCCUGAGCAUGCUUACUAGAGACGUUCUUCGGUUCAUGCUUGUUUUCUUGUUUGUGCUACUGGCAUUUAGUUUUGCAUUUCACUCUCUGUUCCAAAUUUCCCCAGAAAUUGUUGAUAGUUAUACGUACCCGUUUGACACAAUGUUCGUGGUGUUCAACACAAUGGUAGGAAUGGCGGACAUAUUCGAUGGUAAUUUCGAUGCUGGACUGCUAUCUGUCGGACGAACCUCAACUUUCCCCAAGAUCAUGUACGUUAUCUAUAUACUAUUUUCCACCAUUAUUCUACUAAAUUUGCUGAUAGCCAUGAUGAACGAUUCCUAUUCAAACAUCUUAGAGAAUCAGCAAGUCCUGUGGCGUGUCGAUUCCAUCAAAAUUGGAAUUAAUGUCGAAAACCUACUCCCGAAAUUCCCUAAAUAUUUUGGAAAAGUCAACAUCCGGCAUUGUAAAAUAAAUGCGGAAUAUGACGACUCUGUUGGUGAGAGAUGGUACCUGAUAAUGUCAAAGGCAGAAAUGAAACUUCUCCGUGAUGCUGAUUCGACGUCUCGUGACACACAUCCUCUAGGUGGCGUACUUGAAGAACAAUACAAGCGCAUGGAAAAACGUAUUGACAAUAUUGAGAAAGUUAUGGUCGAAAAUUUCGCCAAAACGUAUGCUUUGUUGGAAAGAAAAAUCACAGAACAAUAAUUUAAAGAUAUGCUUUCAUUGGUGCAAUGUGUGUUGGUGUGGAUACUUUGAGGACAUGCACGCAAUGAACACAUUCG
Molecule: messenger RNA, 3824 nt
Organism: Mizuhopecten yessoensis (Yesso scallop)
Lineage: Eukaryota; Metazoa; Mollusca; Bivalvia; Pectinida; Pectinidae
Exons: 3
Coding region: 1-3747 (1248 amino acids)
Biological process (GO): transmembrane transport; monoatomic ion transport
Cellular component (GO): membrane
Molecular function (GO): monoatomic ion channel activity; protein binding
Source: RefSeq, a predicted model, not a curated record